This is a messenger RNA of Mizuhopecten yessoensis (Yesso scallop), 1201 nucleotides long. RefSeq names its product cathepsin L1-like. Gene Ontology annotation, cellular component: lysosome. The transcript has 8 exons. The record is from RefSeq and is a predicted model, not a curated record. NCBI's taxonomy places the organism in Eukaryota, Metazoa, Mollusca, Bivalvia, Pectinida, Pectinidae. Bases 86 to 1084 code for a protein of 332 amino acids. Gene Ontology annotation, molecular function: cysteine-type endopeptidase activity.
AGGUGAUACAGAUGUAUAUAUAUUGACAGAUGCAGUAACAGAAAUCACUCUGGACUUGCACUCAGGUUGAAGAACACAUACCAAGAUGCUCCGACUAGUCUGUGUCGCCGCCGUGAUUGUGGCAGCCAUGGCUGUACCUAUCACAGAUGUAAGACUGGAUGACGAAUGGAAAAUAUUCCAGACCAUGUUCAGGAAGGAAUAUAACCUCAUGGGGGAGACCAUGAUGAGACGACAGAUCUGGGAGAGCAACGUCCGCCUCAUCCAGAAACACAAUCUGGAAUUUGACCGUGGGGUCCACACUUACACCCUGGGUAUGAAUGAAUACGGGGACAUGACAAGCGAAGAAUUCAUCCAGACAAUGAAUGGAUACAUGAUGAGAAAUUCCACUUCCGGUGCAAGUCUGUUUAUGCCUCCAAGCAACGUCAAGGUUCCUGACACUGUUGACUGGAGAACAAAGGGAUACGUCACUCCAGUGAAAAACCAGGGUCAAUGCGGCUCGUGCUGGGCUUUCUCUACCACCGGUUCUCUUGAGGGACAAACGUUUAAGAAGACAGGAAAAUUGGUCUCCCUUUCGGAGCAGAAUCUUGUUGAUUGCUCAUCCCGGGAAGGUAACCACGGAUGUAAAGGAGGGUUAAUGGACCAGGGUUUCAAAUACAUUAAGAUUAACAACGGAAUUGACACCGAGUCAUCUUACCCAUACACAGCUAGGACUGGAUUUUUCUGCAGAUUCAAGAAAAACGACAUAGGAGCCACAGAUACUGGCUAUGUCGAUGUCAAGAGUAAGAGUGAGUCAGAUCUUCAAAGUGCCGUAGCAACCAUGGGACCUAUCUCAGUUGCCAUGGACGCCGGCCACAGUUCAUUCCAACUAUAUAAAACCGGUAUUUACAGCGAAUCCAAGUGCAGCUCUACCAGUCUGGAUCACGGAGUUCUAGCGGUCGGUUAUGGUACCGACGACGGCAAGGAUUACUGGCUAGUCAAGAACAGCUGGGGAACUAAAUGGGGAAUGGAAGGAUACUUCAAAAUCGCCCGUAACGCGGGAAACAUGUGUGGAUUGGCUACUCAGGCCAGCUAUCCGACAGUGUAAUGGAAGACGGACGUUCAUUGAUUAAAAAUAGCUCACACGUGAUGAUCUCAUCCAUCAUUUUCAUUCCAUUUGUGAAAAACUAUUUCUUUCAUUUUUAAUAAAUAAUUCAAAGAAUCA